Molecule: messenger RNA, 1499 nt
Organism: Melanotaenia boesemani (Boeseman's rainbowfish)
Lineage: Eukaryota; Metazoa; Chordata; Actinopteri; Atheriniformes; Melanotaeniidae
Gene: rusf1
Product: RUS family member 1
Exons: 14
Coding region: 139-1440 (433 amino acids)
Source: RefSeq, a predicted model, not a curated record
AACGCAACAAGAAAAACAACAGGAGAGCGACACGUCGGCUGUAAAAAACCUAUGCUUCCCUCAUAUUAACUUUAAUCAAAGUAGAUGUUAGACCACGACAUUAGUGUUUAGCUGACUGUCCCUAUAUUUAUAUUAAAAAUGAGGAGAGGCGGAGGUGCCGUUUUGGCUACAGAGCGAUAUGGCAGUGCACAGUCCUGGAAGUAUUUAGAAAAGGAUGGAAUGAUAGAGAGAACGAGAGAUGGACGCGAAGGUGAAACAAGAAGCAACUCUGUUGUUGGAGUUUUUAAAAGUGUCUUUCUGCCUCAAGGCUAUCCAGACAGUGUCAGUGAUGACUAUCUGCAGUACCAGUUUUGGGAUACUUUGCAGGCGUUCUCCAGCUCUCUCUCGGGAACUUUGGCCACUCAAGCCUCUCUCAAAGGUGUUGGUGUUGGAAACCAAGAAGCAACUGUGGCUGCAGCCACAGCUACCUGGUUAUUAAGAGAUGGGACUGGCAUGUUGGGAAGAAUCCUGUUUGCUUGGCAGAAAGGGACUAAACUGGACUCUGAGGCCAAAAAAUGGAGACUUUUUGCUGAUGUUCUUAAUGACAUUGCCAUGUUCAUGGAAAUCUUGGCCCCUUACUUUCCCACUUGCUUCACUUUGAUUGUGUGCACUGCAGGGAUAUUCAAGUCAAUUGUUGGAGUGGCAGGUGGUGCGACCAGAGCUGCUCUGACUGUCCAUCAGGCUCGCAGGGACAACAUGGCUGACAUUUCUGCUAAAGAUGGCAGUCAGGAGACUUUAGUAAACUUGGCUGGACUGCUGGUCAGUUUGAUAUUGAUUCCUCUCGUCACUGAUAAUGCAGUAUUGACUCUCAGCCUCUUCUUCCUCUUCACCAUCCUUCACCUCUUUGCCAAUUACAAGGCUGUGCGAUCAGUUGUCAUGGAAACUUUCAACGAGGCACGACUUUCGAUUGUUUUGCAGCAGUACCUGAAGGACAAAAGAAUCCUUAGUCCAAUAGAGGCCAAUCAGAAGGAGCCAGUUUUUUUGGAAUUUGGAAAAACAGCCCCAAUCAAACUAGGAGUGAGGUUACAGGACGUUGUACAGAGCCAGGAAGAACUGAAUUUGGCUUUGAAGGAAAACAACAUGCCAUACCUCUUAGGAAUCAGAAAUGGCUGCGUGUGUGUUUGUUUGGGACCAGAAGCAUCAGUGCGUAAUGAAAUCAGAGCAGUGUGUCAAGCUGUGUGGCUUAGUAACAUGUUGAGUCAUCCAACGUCCAGAGAGCCUAUCUGUGCACCAAUGCAGCAAACAAAAGGUCUCUGGAAAAUGGUGCAUGAGAGUUUCAAGCUGAUGGAUGCAAAUUUCGAUCCAUUUCUUAAAGGUGUUGAAGCUGCAGGAUGGGACAUAAAACGAACUCUGCUGGACUGGGAUGAGUGGAGAGUGGAGUGGAAAACAAAAAGUAGCUAAGCUGCUUUACGUAGUUGUUUUAUACCAUGAUUUACUGUUCAUUAAACAAUCAUAUUUAA